Molecule: messenger RNA, 546 nt
Organism: Elephantulus edwardii (Cape elephant shrew)
Lineage: Eukaryota; Metazoa; Chordata; Mammalia; Macroscelidea; Macroscelididae
Product: peroxisomal coenzyme A diphosphatase NUDT7-like
Exons: 2
Coding region: 1-546 (181 amino acids)
Source: RefSeq, a predicted model, not a curated record
AUGUCACAUGCACACCUUCACCAGGAGCCAGCCAGAAACAGCUGGCUAGAUGAUGCUAAAGCCCGCUUGAAAAAGCAUGAUAUUGGAACCAAGUUUUCCCACUUGCUGCCCAGCAAGUGUUCUGUCAUUUUACUACUGAUGGUUAAGGGAGGAAAACUCCAUCUGUUAUUCACCCUCCCAUCAGAGAAGCUAAGAACUCUUGACAACCCUGUUGUGGGAUUCGUAGACCAAGAUUUGGAGCUCCACCCUAACCCUGAUGACAUGAAGGAUGUGUUCCUGAUGCCACUGGACUAUUUCCUCCACCCACACGUCUACCACCAGAACUGCGGCCACCACUUCAUCUUUCACUGCUUUGAGGACUGCAAUCCUGCGAAUGGUGUGACUUACCAGACCAAGGGAAUGACCGACAACUUGGCGAUGCUGCUUGCUUUAAUUAUUUUAGAAAAAAGGCCCACCUUUGAGGUGGAGUCCAAUCUGGAUGAUCCAAUAACAUCUUCUGAAGAGUCCUUGUUGAAGCUGCAUGAAUCCAUCACCAGCAUAUUAUGA